GAUCUUAAAAUAAAAAUGGGUGAAUAUUCAAUUUUGCAAUUGCCUUUAGAUGUUUUGAUAAACAUAUUGAAACUAUUAAAUGUAUCAGAUCUUCGUAAUCUAAUUUUGUCUUGUAAAACUAUGAGAGAUAUAAUAAUGAAUGAAGGUACUCUGUGGAAAUCAAUAUGUCGCAAUAAAAUCGUUUUAAUGAACGAUAAAAGUGAAUUGAAUACAUUUUCAUGGUACAACAGAUGUAGGAUUUCUAAUAACUGGAGUAAAGGUAUAUUUAGAAAUAAGAUAAUAGUACAACAUAACACAAAUUAUAUGCCGUGGCUUCAAUUUUGUAGUUCAGACAAAUUAUAUUUAUCAGUCGGUUCACAAAUUCGAUGUUAUUCUGUUGAUAAAAAGGGUAUGCCCCGUACCAAUUUGGUGUGGUCCCAAGAAGUUCCAAUAAUUAAACGAAGGGAUGUACGUACAAAUGAUAUAUCAAGAUUUGUUGUUAAAGAUGAUGUAAUUGUAUGUGGUAACAGAGAUGGGUCUGCAGCAGCUUACAGUUUGAAUGGUGAUGUUAGACCACAGUUACUAUUCUUCAUAAAAGAUUGCCAUCAAAACGGAGAAGUAGAAGUAUCUGCAAUAGAGAAAUUAGACAAUACAAUAGUAACUGUAUCAAACAGCAGUCCAAACAUACACUUGUGGCUUUGGAGUGAUGAUAAAAAUGAUUCAAAAUCUAAAGCAAAAUCAUAUAUUAUGAAUAAUCAAAUUUUUCGUAAACAAGAUAUUCAUUUGUCAAAUGAAGUAGGCUGUCGAUGUGUGAGUGUUAACAAACAGAAAGACAAAUUGGCAAUUGGACUAAAUGGAAAUAGUAAGCCUCUUUUACUUGAUGUCAAUACUUGUAAUUUCUUGAUGUGGAAUACUUUAUCACGAAAUGUCAAAGAAGUGGUGCGAGACAUACAGUGGCACAGUGAAAAUUGUAUCGCAUAUGUAACACAUUCAGGAAAACUGCAAAUUGUUGACACAAGAACAACUAAUGUGGUUUAUAAAACAGUAGAUCCUUUCCAUGCGUCUUUGUACUGUUUGAAGACUGACUCUAAUAAUGCAAUGUUGGUUGGUUCAUCGGAAUAUUCGCGUUGUGUCUUGUUCGAUACACGUUCCACAAAACACGUACAGAUAUAUUUUACACAGAAGAAAUCGUCUCCUAUAUACAGUCUCGAUUUUGACUCAACAAAGCUAUUAGCAGCAGCUGAUCGCGGAGUAGCCUCCUUAAAUUUCAAUGUCAAUGUAUCUAAAACUCAAAUAAGAGAUUAUUCUCAGACUUUUGAAUAUAUCACAUGAUAAUUAUAUAUUGUAAAUACAAUAUUGACUGGAACCUUUGAAGAUUAUUAUUUUCUAGAGAUGCGCUAAAGACGAUUAUGGAUGAAUGUUCUUAGUUAAAGAUUUAUAGAUUGACUAUUUACAUUUGUAAUGUGAAUUGUUGCAAAGUGUAUUCUAAGACUAAUAUUCAAAAUAAUAUACCUACUUAUUACUUUUUGUAAUAAUCAUCAUAAAAAUGACGAUUUACAAUUCUCUGCAAAGUGGAAUUUGUAAAAAAAAAAAAUAAAGAUCCGUUCAAGACA
Molecule: messenger RNA, 1592 nt
Organism: Melitaea cinxia (Glanville fritillary)
Lineage: Eukaryota; Metazoa; Arthropoda; Insecta; Lepidoptera; Nymphalidae
Exons: 8
Coding region: 16-1311 (431 amino acids)
Biological process (GO): SCF-dependent proteasomal ubiquitin-dependent protein catabolic process
Cellular component (GO): SCF ubiquitin ligase complex
Molecular function (GO): protein binding
Source: RefSeq, a predicted model, not a curated record